GUCUUGCUGACAAGACAAGAAGAAGAACGACAAGCAAAAAGCGAGCAGUGGAUAUGAGCGACACUCACGACCACGACGGCCACCACCAGCGGUGUGGCUGUCAUGAGCAUGCGCCCUCUGGGCUGGAUCAGGACUUGGAUGAGAUGGCCUUUGAACGCAGCAUCGUUGGAGCGGCCAGCCGCAACGAUGCGCAGGCUGCAAAGCGGAUGUUGCAAAAUGGCACGGACCCGUCACAGCGCAGUGCAACCGGCUACACCGCUUUGCACUACUUUGCUCGACAUGGCAACUUGGACGCGUGCCGGAUGCUGGUUGAAUACGGCGCCGACGUGAACGCGUUAACAACCACGGGGAAGGCCACUCCGCUACACCGAGCCGCUCGUUCCAAUAGGUUGGACGUGGUGGCGUACCUUCUUCGUGUUGGCGCCAACCCCGCCCUUGCAGACUCGGACGGUCAAACUGCACUGCACAAGGCUGCGAUUGCGUCUGAGGCGUGUUUCGGUACAGUCGAGGCUGCAUACGUACGUAUGCCGGGCGCAGACAUCAACGCCGUCGAUCGCAAAGGGAGAACAGCACGGGACUUGCUCGACACACCGUGACAUGUCACCCCUUCGCAACGAACACAGCACCUGGAACCUGUGACAUUGCGCACCACCAAUGGCAUCUGUAUCAACACGCAAGGGCCAUUUGGUGCUGCGGCAAUGGUAUGAUGCUGUGCCAUGUGGCACUGCCACCCCCGUGCAUUGUCACAACAUGACAGCACGGCACAUCGUGGCGUGCCUGCUGUGGUUUGUCUCCACCGCCCGCAACAUGAUGUGACGCCGGCGAGUGUCCCUGCCGGCGGCCG
Salpingoeca rosetta is the source of this 844-nucleotide messenger RNA. RefSeq lists its product as uncharacterized. Gene Ontology annotation, molecular function: protein binding. The record is from RefSeq and is a predicted model, not a curated record. The transcript is spliced from 3 exons. The coding region runs from base 54 to 596 and encodes 180 amino acids. Lineage: Eukaryota; Choanoflagellata; Craspedida; Salpingoecidae.